UUUGGCGAAAGGACGGAGAGAGCUGUGUCUACCAUCAGAAAGGUACUUAGUUUGAUUUCGUUUUGCUAUUUCUAUUUUCCAAAAAGGUAAUUGAUUUAUGGUUAAUUGAUUUCAUUUGAUAUAGUUGUAUUUUGAUUUGUUUUUGUUUUUUUAUUCUGAGGAAGCGCAAAUUUCACAGUAUUUCCUCUUCCUCUUCGUGUUGUACUCCUGCAAUGGCUCGUUCAGAGAAAGCACAAAAACGUGAUGAAUUGGCCGUGCAGGAUUUUAUGAUCUCUGUGGCACAAGAGGGAUGGAAUAUUGAUCAGGACAUAGUACUUCUAAAGUUGACCGUGGACGCCCAUACUGGAAAAGGAAAGUUCUUGAACUUCGGUUUGAAACCAUUGAAUUGCAAUGAUGGGUGGCAAAAACUGGCAGAGCUCUUUAACAAAGGCAUUAAUCCCUUUGAUGUGCAUGUGGAAGAGUUGAAAACGGCUAAAGAUGUGUGCCGUAUACUUGAUCUUUUGAAAGAAAAUUAUGAAAAGGUAAAUGUCCGAGUAUGAUGAGAAAAUGCAAGAAAAAUUGAAGAUACAAGAACCAGAAAGGUGGCACAGCCCGUGCUUAAGCUGGCACGGCCGUGCCAGGCCAGCAUCCAACACACAAAAAAAUCCAAAUAAGGCAGGGAUAUGGCACGACCCGUGCCUAUAUUGGCACGGUCGUGCCAAGCUGACAGGCCUCCAGAGUUCACUUUUUCACUUCUUUUGGCAAAUUGUGAGCUUUCUGCAUCCUUUCUCCCUCUUUUCUUGUUUCUUCUUCUCUUUCAUUUUUCUUAUUUUAAAUCAUUGAGGACAAUGCUUCUCCCAAGUGUGGGGGGGGCUUAAUAAAGUGUCUU
Medicago truncatula (barrel medic) is the source of this 868-nucleotide messenger RNA. RefSeq lists its product as uncharacterized. Lineage: Eukaryota; Viridiplantae; Streptophyta; Magnoliopsida; Fabales; Fabaceae. The transcript is spliced from 3 exons. The record is from RefSeq and is a predicted model, not a curated record. The coding region runs from base 213 to 539 and encodes 108 amino acids.